Messenger RNA from Exophiala mesophila, 3216 nucleotides. RefSeq lists its product as uncharacterized. The transcript has a single exon. The record is from RefSeq and is a predicted model, not a curated record. The coding region runs from base 56 to 2890 and encodes 944 amino acids. NCBI's taxonomy places the organism in Eukaryota, Fungi, Ascomycota, Eurotiomycetes, Chaetothyriales, Herpotrichiellaceae.
CUCUACUCAGUCUGUGCCGCCGUCAAUCCAUGAGGCACUGAAUGUCGACGUCUACAUGUUUGCCCGUGUGACCAGACCGGCCCACGUCUGUUUAAGAUGCCAAUUACGCCUUCAGACUGAGACCCUGAGAUUGUCUUCCCUACGUUCGCCUCCGUCAGUUUCAAGACUCCAAAGUACCGCAGCCGCGAAACAGGACGACGAAAAAGAUGAACCUCGAUCACUGCACGACCGACAAUGGCACACAGGCCGGACAGCCUCUCUCGGCGUCACCUCGCUGGGUAAACCAGCCGAGGUCAUCAUUCUCCCCGCCGUUGAUCGAAAGAUCCCAACUCUACCGAAAGAUCAAGAGAAGGACGAUAAUGCAGGCAGCCUUCAGGCCCACAUCGACUCGGAAAACGAACCCUUGAUUUCGGAGCAACUCAUCGAGAACAUUGACCAGGUUGCUCCCAAAUUUGACCCCCGAGAAAGAAAUCUGACUGUCGAAGAAUACACCCAGUUGCGCCGCACUUUGACAGUCGGCUUUACCGUCCAUCAACUCCGCUACUAUGUCAAGUACAAGACAUCCUCCAGGAUUUCAAAGGCGCAGGAAAAUCGCAUUGAGACUAUCAAUCUUAUCAUCAAGGGAAUUUGGGGUCACCUCUUGCCCGUGCGAGACGCCGACUCUGAUAGAGAGAUUGACAGAUCUUUGCAGAAGAUCAGUUAUCGCCUUCACAAGCUCAAAUACCAGUAUAUCCUCGCCAACAAAAACCCUUAUUUCAAGGAUGUCUUGGACACUUUGGCUAGGACUUUCGAUGUCAAGAUUGACCUUUAUCGGAAAGACCGUAUCGUGACGAUCUCUGGCAGCGCCUACGACUGCAAUGCCUGUUUAAAAUCAUUGGCAAAAUACGUUAGCGACGUUACGAUCACCCACAUCUCCGCCGUCCGCGAUCUUGCUGUGUUGAGUAACCCUGCAUAUCGGACCGCUACCAAGAGCUUCCUAGAAGGUCUCGGCCGCAAAUACCAACUCACCAUAUACAAGAACCUCUCUGCAAUCAAGAUUUACCACUACAAAAAUCUCGCCAAUGUCGCACAGGCCGUCAGGGAAAUCAGAAAUGCCGGCGAGCCAAGGAGGUUCCCUCAUCAGAUACAUGUGUGGCCUCAGAACCUCCAAGAGCAAUCACUGCUUCAGCCUCACGCAGUUCCCGUCGAGGCCAACUUUGCCAUUGCGCAGGGAGCUUGGGGGCGAUUAACAUCCACUGUCCCUGGAGCUCAACUACUAGACUCAAGCGAGGAGGAGAAAGUGUCCGAAGAACUCAAAGUCCUAGAGCAAAGUCUGGACGAAUUUUUCUACGCCAACGAACUCUUGAGGCCGGUGACAUCUCGAAUGGACAUGCAUUACGACAUGUCGGCUCAUUUUGGAAAAGUCUUGUUUCGGACCUCACAGACUUUCACCGACAUGUCAGGCGCUCAAGUUCCAGACCAGCAUCUGAAACACCAGAAAGCUCUAUCAGCCCCAAGUCGCGCUUCAGAGAGUGAUGACAAUGCCACUUUAAGCACCACCUCCGAAGAAAACGAAGUUGCCUCGUCGAAUGAUCAGCAGGCAGCUCUAGAUUCGACCGAGUCAAUGUCACAGACACAGACCGAGGACUCCUCUCAGUCAACCAAUGAGUCGACCUCGACACCCCUUCUCAGUAAUCCCACGUUCACUGGCCAGAUCGGAUAUGCUGCACAGCAAAUUGUGACGUUGGAUCACUGGAAAGAUGCCUCGUCCAUGAUCUCUGCUGGCAGCCCCUCAGGUUCUCAGGUACUGUUCCGAAUCAUUCUCCGUCCACCGGACCUUCAAAAAGGCAUGGCCCCAACUCUAGAAAUUCUAGGAACGUGUGAAGAUUGGGGCCGAGGUGAGAUCGAGAUCACUCGCAUCACUGCAAUUCAUGCAGAGAGAAGCUUCUUUCUGCUACUCCCAGACCAGAAUGUGGACGUCAAGCUCGUGCGGCAGAUGAAGCACGACAUCUAUUUCAAGGGAGUUGAAGUCAAACAAGCUUAUGAAGGAGUGGUUGACAUGCUGAAAGCCAAUAUUUCCAAGACUAUGAAUCUGAGAGCGCUGGAAUCAUUGUUUGUGCCAAUACUCGAGAUUCCGAUGCCAUCGGUACUACGAACCAUGGUUUCCAAGAUGAAUGCGGCUAUAGCCGCAGGGAAGGCGUUCAGUUAUGGCAGGCGCAGGGAAUUUGGCGACCACAAACUACUCAAGAUUGAAUACACUCAGAAGAGUGUGGAGAUCUUGGAUGUGGAUCUUCGAACUAUGCCUGUGAGUACGCCUGGCAUGAAAGAUGUGCCAAUGGCACUGGAGUAUAUGACACACAGCGGCUCCAGGACUGUUUCUCACGAUUUACGACUCUCCGAGCAACCGUUCCAUGCCCGCAAUUUCAAGACUCAGUUGACCUUGGGUGGUUUUGCCCAUGCGGCCAUACAAGUCGCGCGGCAACUAGGUCAUCACCCCAGCUCCAAGCAGUUUGGCAGUUUGGAAUUCCCACCGUUCCCAGAAAGCUGCCGUGCUCCGCCCUCUACAGCCGCUGUCGAGGAUGUUAUCAUCAACGACCACAGGAAAGAAGCGCGUGAACGAGCGAAAGCUCGGAAAGCCUCUAUCAGAGCAGAAAUUGCUGCAAAAGCAGCUGCAAGCGCUGAGGCAGAAGGCGAAAAGGCAGACGCCGAAGGUACCCCUCAGGAACCACAACCAUCUCCCCAGGCAGAAGACUCGACGUCGGGAGAAACUCUCAAGAAGAAGAGAUCGACCAAGACGAAGGGACCGACCAAGAAAAAGCCCCCCGUGAAAAUAAAGACGAAGAAAGAGAAGAGAGCUUCAACCAAGAAAAAGAAAGCGAAAGCGAAAGCGAAAGAAGCCAAGAAGGCUUAGGUCUCCAGCAGGCACCAGACGCCGACGUUGAGCCCACAGAAGUUGGUACAAGUCUGUGACAUGAGGAAUCCUCUUCACUCAAGCACCAGGAUGCCCUUUUCAAUCUCUAGAGAUUGGUCCUAGGAAUGUAACAUAACCAUACUAAUGAUUGUCCUGGAAUACUAUAUGUAUUAUAAAGCAUUACUGCCAACAUUCAAAGGGGCAAUGUGCACUACUACGUGGGUUUGAUCUUUGUAUUAACUAGAUACCCACAGCACGCGGAGAGGGAUGGGAUCCAAAUGACCCAAAUCACAAUCUUCUCUUUAUCUUCUAGAGGCUAACAUGUA